Messenger RNA from Cloeon dipterum, 1635 nucleotides. Its product is annotated as 3-oxoacyl-[acyl-carrier-protein] reductase FabG-like. The coding region runs from base 599 to 1528 and encodes 309 amino acids. The transcript has 7 exons. Gene Ontology annotation, molecular function: oxidoreductase activity. Lineage: Eukaryota; Metazoa; Arthropoda; Insecta; Ephemeroptera; Baetidae. The record is from RefSeq and is a predicted model, not a curated record.
ACAAAGUGAUUAAGCAAUCAGUCGCGCGCGUUAUCAAAGCCUUGCUCGCUCCUCUCGGCUGCUUUGAUUCAUGAGGAAUAAACAAUCGGCGUCGUCGUCUGUCUCUCCCGGCUUUAAUGAAUAAUGACCCGGCGCGCCUUGAACUUUUCGAAUUUGCAGCGUAACGUUUGACGCGCGCAUAAAGGGCUUUUGUGUGAUGCAAUUUACGAUCAUGAAAUAUGCGCCGCGUCGGGAGUAAUUAUCGUGUCUGCUUAGCCCAAGAGCAAACCUUCAAUUAAAAUAAUUUUGGCAACGCAUGUGUGCGACGGAUGAAAAAAAAACAUUGGCAUGCGAGAGCUAGCGAGCGAGCGCGAGCAAGCGGGGAAACCAUUUUUAUAUCCACAACGGCCUCGAAACCUGUUCUGCAUUGGCAAAAAAUAAAUGCGAGCGCAAGAGGAAUAUCGCCAGGCAGCUAGCCGAGAUCAAAGGUCGCAGAAACUAGUUUUCGCCAUCUAGCCGCCGUCUAUACACGGACGAGCAAGGGCAAUAAAAAUAUCUACUCGAAUUUGCAUGCGAAAAAGGCUGGUGCUAAGUGGAAAAGUGGCAUGGCACCACUUCAAUGAAGGGCAAAAGGAGCAAAGUCGCCGCUUUACGCAACCGACCGCCUCCGAUAGGCAGACAGGGGUCACGUGGCCCGGGGGGCGUGCUCCUCUCUCUCUCUCAGCUGCUGCGAUCCGCAGGGACACAGACGGACGGACACGCAGCAACAACCAUGGCAGCAGCGUUCGCGGGCAAGGUGGUGCUCAUCACCGGGGCCAGCUCGGGCAUCGGCGCCGCCACGGCCGUGCACCUGGCGAAGCUGGGGGCGUCGCUCUCGCUCACGGGGCGCAACCUCGAUAACCUCAACAGGGUGGGCCAGCAGUGCGAGCAGACCGGCAGCCUGAAGCCGCUCCUCCUCAAAGGUGACAUGACAAAUGAAUCAGACACAAAACAGAUCGUGGAAAGCACGGUGGCGCAUUUUGGCCGGCUGGACGUACUGGUGAACAACGCUGGCAUUCUUGAGAUGGGCACCAUUGAGACGACCAAUCUGGAGCAGUACGACCGCGUCUUCAACACCAACGUGCGUUCCAUCUACCAGUUGACACAGUUGGCAGUGCCGCACCUCGUUAAGACCCAGGGCAACAUCGUCAAUAUCUCCAGCGUCAAUGGCAUCAGAUCGUUCCCGGGAGUGCUGGCGUACAACAUGUCAAAGUCGGCGGUGGACCAGUUCACCCGGUGCGUGGCGCUCGAACUGGCGCCCAAGAAGGUCCGCGUCAACAGUGUCAACCCCGGGGUCACCCUGACUGAGCUGCAGAAGCGUGGCGGACUCGACGAGGAAAGUUACAAAAAGUUCCUGGAGCGGGCAAAGGAGACACAUGCCCUUGGACGCCCCGGUGACCCAAACGAGGUGGCCAGCGCCAUUGCCUUCCUUGCCUCCGACGCCGCGAGCUACAUCACAGGCGCCAACCUGCCCGUGGACGGCGGCAGACACGCAAUGUGCCCCCGUUGAUCCGCUGAGAGCCUCCUCCCAAGUUUUUGAUGUGUACAAUGGCAUGGCCAACUCAAAACCAUCACUGUAGCAGUGUGACUGACAGAAUUAAAAAUAUAUUUACUCUA